CUCACGUGAAGGUGGAGCACGGAGGAAAAUGAAAAUUUUCUCGGAGUCCCAUAAAACUGUUUUUGUUGUGGAUCACUGCCCAUAUAUGGCAGAAUCAUGUAGACAACAUGUUGAGUUUGACAUGUUAGUAAAGAAUCGGACCCAAGGAAUCAUACCCCUGGCACCCAUAUCAAAAUCACUGUGGACCUGCUCGGUGGAAUCAUCUAUGGAAUACUGUAGAAUAAUGUAUGAUAUUUUUCCUUUCAAAAAACUGGUGAAUUUCAUUGUAAGUGAUUCCGGGGCUCAUAUCUUAAAUUCCUGGACCCAAGAAGACCAAAACUUGCAGGAGUUAAUGGCAGCUCUAGCAGCUGUCGGACCACCUAAUCCUCGUGCGGACCCAGAAUGCUGCAGCAUACUGCAUGGUUUGGUUGCAGCAGUAGAAACACUCUGCAAAAUCACAGAAUACCAGCAUGAGGCCCGAACCAUGCUAAUGGAAAAUGCAGAACGUGUUGGAAACAGAGGAAGAAUAAUCUGCAUUACGAAUGCCAAAAGUGACAGCCAUGUUCGAAUGCUUGAAGACUGUGUCCAGGAAACUAUUCAUGAGCAUAACAAGCUUGCAGCUAAUUCAGAUCACCUCAUGCAGAUCCAGAAGUGUGAAUUGGUCUUAAUCCACACCUAUCCAGUUGGUGAAGAUAGCCUUGUUUCAGAUCGCCUUAAAAAAGAGCUUUCUCCAGUCUUAACCAGCGAAGUACAUAGUGUCCGUGCUGGACGGCAUCUGGCUACAAAACUGAACGUUUUAGUACAGCAGCACUUCGAUCUGGCUUCAACCACAAUAACCAAUAUCCCUAUGAAGGAAGAACAACAUGCUAACACAUCUGCCAAUUAUGAUGUGGAGCUUCUUCAUCACAAAGAUGCACAUGUAGACUUUAUAAAAAGUGGUGAUAAUCAUAUAGGUGGCAAUAGCAGAGAGGGUACAUUUAAAGAAACCGUAACAUUAAAAUGGUGCACGCCGCGAACAAACAGUGUUGAAUUGCAUUAUUGCACUGGAGCAUACAGAAUCUCACCUGUAGAUGUAAAUAGCCGACCUUCCUCCUGUCUUACCAACUUUCUUCUCAAUGGCCGUUCUGUUUUGUUGGAACAACCACGCAAGUCUGGUUCUAAAGUAAUUAGCCACAUGCUUAGUAGCCACGGAGGAGAGAUUUUCCUGCAUGUAUUGAGCAGUUCUCGAUCAAUUCUAGAAGAUCCCCCUUCAAUUAGUGAAGGAUGUGGUGGGAGAGUCACAGACUACAGGAUUACAGAUUUUGGUGAAUUUAUGAGGGAAAACAGAUUAACUCCUUUUCUAGACCCCAGAUAUAAGAUCGAUGGAAGUCUUGAGAUUCCUUUGGAACGAGCAAAAGAUCAGUUAGAGAAACAUACUCGUUACUGGCCUAUGAUUAUUUCGCAAACCACCAUCUUCAACAUGCAAGCUGUAGUGCCAUUAGCCAGUGUUAUUGUGAAAGAAGCUCUGACAGAUGAGGAUGUGCUGAAUUGUCAGAAAACAAUAUACAACUUGGUAGAUAUGGAGAGGAAAAAUGAUCCACUGCCAAUUUCAACAGUUGGUACCAGGGGAAAGGGUCCAAAAAGAGAUGAACAAUACCGGAUUAUGUGGAACGAAUUGGAGACCCUUGUUAGAGCGCAUAUAAAUAACUCGGAUAAACACCAGCGAGUCUUGGAGUGUCUCCUGGCUUGCAGGAGCAAACCUCCUGAAGAAGAAGAGCGCAAGAAACGAGGGAGGAAGAGAGAAGAUAAAGAAGACAAGUCAGAGAAAUCAGGAAAAGAUUAUGAACUGGAAAAACCCUGGCAGGAAUCAGAGAGAUUAAAAGGUGUAUUGGAUCGCGAAAAAGAGGAACUGGCAGAAGCUGAAGUUAUAAAAGAUUCUCCUGAUUCUCCCGAACCACCCAACAAAAAGCCUCUUAUUACAAUAGAUGAAAUACCUCCAGUAGAAAAAACAAAAGGGCCAAUGUCCUUGCUGUCUUUGUGGAGCAAUAGGAUUAAUACAGCCAAUUCUAGGAAACACCAAGAAUUUAUUGGUCGUCUGAACUCUGUCAACAAUAAAGCUGAGCUGUAUCAACAUCUUAAAGAGGAAAAUGGAAUGGAAACAACAGAAAAUGGAAAAGCCAGCCGGCAAUGAGUGUUGGUUUUUAAGAACUAUGCUUGGCCAUAUUUCAUGAAUAUUUUAUGCUGGAUUUGAUAUUGCUACCAUUUCAGUAAGAUUGUAUAGAUCUGUUGCUUUGAUUGGUUUUACAUUUUUCUGAUUUUAUCCUUUUUCUAUUAAAUGUAAAAUUUGCAUAUUACAUUCAGUGAAUUGUGUGCAAAUGGGAUUUGUCUUGAAGUAUCUUAUAAUCAUAUUUUAGGAUGAAAGGAUGUUUCUCCUGCUACACACACAAGUAAACCUGUGAAAUGAUACAAACUGAUUUUUAGGUCUGUUUAAUAUUGAAAAGCACAAUAUUCAAGCAUUUUAAAAAAACUUAUUUGAGCUUUUUUUCUGUUGUAUUGAUACAUUUUAGAUCUAUAUGAAACUUCUCAAGAGGCCAUGCUCUAGGAGAAGAGAAAUAUAAAAAUACCUAUUCAGUACAGACUCUUAAUCUGGAGUUCCUCGUUGAGAGUGUGCAGUUCCAGAUCAACAGUUGGGCAGUGGGGUGAGAAAUGGUUUAAAACCUUCACUAGAGUGUAAAUGAUUGGGGUGUGGUCAUGAACUUCUUAAACAAGAUGAAUUAUUAAUUUCAUCAAGAGAAUUAUUCAGUUUGAA
This is a messenger RNA of Emys orbicularis (European pond turtle), 2767 nucleotides long. RefSeq names its product integrator complex subunit 13 (gene INTS13). The transcript is spliced from 17 exons. Gene Ontology annotation, cellular component: integrator complex. Bases 29 to 2149 code for a protein of 706 amino acids. Gene Ontology annotation, biological process: centrosome localization; regulation of mitotic cell cycle. The record is from RefSeq and is a predicted model, not a curated record. NCBI's taxonomy places the organism in Eukaryota, Metazoa, Chordata, Testudines, Emydidae.